Molecule: messenger RNA, 3865 nt
Organism: Syngnathus typhle (broad-nosed pipefish)
Lineage: Eukaryota; Metazoa; Chordata; Actinopteri; Syngnathiformes; Syngnathidae
Gene: fosl2
Product: FOS like 2, AP-1 transcription factor subunit
Exons: 5
Coding region: 1228-2127 (299 amino acids)
Biological process (GO): regulation of transcription by RNA polymerase II
Cellular component (GO): nucleus
Molecular function (GO): DNA-binding transcription factor activity, RNA polymerase II-specific; RNA polymerase II cis-regulatory region sequence-specific DNA binding
Source: RefSeq, a predicted model, not a curated record
CACCUCCCACGAUCUUUCUUUCCCCCCUCGGUUCUACAACUUCCCCUGUUCUGCUCUGCUCUGGUCUGGUGCCGAAACUUUACUUGACGACUCUGUCUGGCAAAGACGCGCACGGCAAAGCGCUUGAAGGGGGGAGCUGGGCACAGAUUAAAAUAGGAACCGUAGCCGAUUGGAUUAUACCUAAUACGCCAUUUCAUGUCACAUUCUGGGCUCCGCGCCCUUGUUUGUGUAGAAUGUACAUCCGAACUACGACAUGAACUGCAAUUCUUUUGCACUUCUAAAAAGCGGCGACAACUCGCUUUUCCUGAUGCAUUCAAUGAACCCACAAUGCACAAUUGUGCACGACGCAUCAUGUUCAUUCAAAUGGGACGGAUAUGGGUGCUAAUGCGCACAGGUUGGGUUGGAAUUGUGCUGCAAGUGACUUCUACAAGAAAAGUGACUGGCGCAUUAGUGAAUGCAUUUAUAUAAAGAACUAGUGGACCGACGUAGCGUGAGCCGCGCAAGCAGAGUUGCUGCGCUCGGCGGGGAGGGAAUCCCUCCAGUACGCCGCGCGCGGCGCGCUGUUUCCUUUACCAAGGAAACCCACACUGAGCACUUUCUGACGCAACUGCCCAUUUUAGGAAACAUGCGUCAAUGGAGCGAAUCAAGUGCGAUCAACCUCGCAGCUGCUUCUGACGUCCGGAACCGGCCCAGAAAUGUCCUCGUACGUUUAAAGGGCUCUAUUUCGGUUGUAUCCACCACGGUGUUAUUCUUACGCCAUGCAUCCACGGGAGGGCAAGGCUGCCUAUUUCGCCGCUUGAUUCUAAAGACGCCCGGCCAGGCCCGGCCCGGCCCGGCUCGGGCCUCCUCCCCUUCGGCUCAAAUCGCAACGCCCAUCUGCGUGACGUGGGUUGCUUCGUCGGUGUUGAAAAGCAGUUGCGCUUCUCGAUAGUGCCAUUGAAGUGAGUCAUCUGUAGGAAGUGUGGUUAGAAAGAAAGAAAAGAAAAAAAGGGGGGAAAAAACUAGCAUCGAAGUGUUCCGCGAGCGCCACUAGACCAAAAUCGGCAAGACACUGGAAAAUACAGAGAAGGACCGAGAGGCAAAAUAAAAGACUACUCCGGGAAUUACGACACCUCGUCCCGCGGCAGCAGCAGCACCUCUCCGGCCCAGCCCGAGUCGUUCACGAGCGGCAGCAGCACCAUCGGAAGCCCCAUCUCUACCUCAACCUACCAGAAAUACAGGGUUGACAUGCCCGGCUCCAACAGUGCCUUCAUCCCUACCAUUAAUGCAAUCACAACAAGCCAAGACCUUCAGUGGAUGGUGCAGCCUACAGUCAUCACCUCCAUGUCCAACCCGUACUCCCGCUCCCACCCGUACAGCCAUCACCUGAGCAACGGGCAGGGGCUGCUGGGCCACAACCCCCUGGCCCGCCCCGGGGUCAUCCGCUCCAUCGGGGACGCCAGAGGUCGACGCAAGAGGGACGAGCAGCUCACCCCAGAGGAAGAAGAGAAGAGGAGGGUGCGGCGUGAGAGGAACAAGUUGGCCGCCGCCAAAUGCCGCAACCGCAGACGCGAGUUGACUGAGUUGCUGCAAGGGGAGACUGAGAAACUAGAGGAGGAGAAAGCCGACCUGCAGAAAGAGAUCGAAAGCCUCCAGAAGGAGAAGGACAAGCUGGAGUUCAUGCUGGUGGCCCACAACCCCGUGUGCAAGCUGCCCACGGAAGAGCGCCAACUGGCUCCGGCGCACCACCAGAACCACCAUCAGCAGCACCAGCAGUGCGCCCCCCUGCCCUUGACCAUGCGCCCCAACAUGGUGGCCCGGGCCCACGUCAACCACGUGGUGGUGAAGCAAGAGCCGGACGACGUGCAAGAAGCGGCGGGCAAAGCGCAGCAUUCCGUCAUCAAGCCCAUCUGCCUGGGCGGGAUGUACUGUACGGACGGCGAGAGCCUCAACACGCCGGUCGUGGCGGCGUCCACCCCGGCCGCCGCAGCCAACGCCCCCAACCUCAUCUUCACCUACCCCAGCAUGCUGGAGCCCGACAGCCCGUCGCCCUCCUCCGAGUCGUGCUCCAAGGCCCACCGCCGCAGCAGCAGCAGCGGCGAUCAAUCGUCCGACUCCCUCAACUCGCCCACCCUGCUGGCCCUGUGAGGAAGGUCCCAAAGACUGUGGCCCGAGGCGCAUUCGGACCAUCCGGGCCGAGCUGACGACGUGAGCCGUGCCCCCCCCCCCCCUUCUUCGCAGGGAGACCUCACAAGGGCUACGCUGCGUGUUGGACUUGUGUCAUCGCUUUGCCAUUUCAACUCUUACAGUGUCGACGUGUUUACGCAAGACUCUCCCUUGAAAUCCGGCCCCGGGGACUUCAGAUCCUAAACAAAAUAAGUUCUUCAUAUAUGUAUAUAUCUAUAAAAAUCUAUUUUUUGAAGAAAGAAUUAAAAGCCAUGACCACUUGCACUCUGCCGAGACCAAUCAACAGAAAGAGGUCACAACACGAAAGCAAAUGAGCAAACACUUUAUUUGAAGCUGUGUCCUGACCCCUCCCGCCAUGGACCUUGACUUUAAGUGUAUUUUGUGUGCUUUCCUCCGUCAUCUGCCUGUAGAAAAGCAUCAUGGUCUUGGUUGUUCCAAAUGGAUGGCGCCUUUGUCAAAGCCAUCUAGUUUGCCAAUGUGACUUGACUACAUUAAUAUUGGUGUGCUUCACCUCAGUGGUUCUGUACCUGAUUUUUACAACAUACUUUAAGACAAAUGUGCGUUGAGUGUGUGUGUGUGUGUGUACGUGUGUGUGCUCUUUAUAGUGAUGCCGUCUUGAAAGAACGCAGGCUGUGUGAUAGUCGUACCAAAGGGAUAAAAUAAACAAACAGGGCCGCUGUUCAACAUCAGGAAUUUUUUUUUUUUUUUUUCAAACAUUUCAACGAGGACAACGUUUUUUCCACUGGCUCUCACGUUGGCCCUUUUUGCUCACAUUGUGGGGGGAAAAUAAAAAAGUCUUACCUUUGUCAACACUGCCACUAAGGGCAGGUCAGGUUCGACCAAACCAAAAAGCAUUGUAUGACAUUUCUAAUCCGUUUGUUUUUGUGUGAGAGAGAAAAGGAGGCAUUUUUUUUGCGCUAAUAUGAAAAAAAGCCACUGUGGUCUAAGCAGACUGUCACCAGCUGUCAAUGAUGUCAACCCUGUUUAUACUGUGUUUGUAACAGCUGUCUUUUUAAAGGAAAAAUAACAAAGAAAGAAAAAACUUGGUACUUGGUACCUUUGGCCUAAAUGGCUUAAAACAAUAACUAGAUCAUAAGAGUGUUUUGCAAUACAGAAGGAAUAAUAAUAAGACAUCUAAACUGGGUUGAAACACAAACAUGGGCCAUUUUUUAUGAUGCCUUUUUGUAACAAAGAUGUUGGUAAUUGCACUGAGAAGGAUAAAGCGGUCAUAGUGGAAAGGCUUCAAACAUUCCGAAAGAAUUUUGUGGGUGUUAAAGGUUAAAUGAUCUUGCGCUGGAUGCAGACAAAUUGACAUUUUAAUAUGAUAACAAUAUGCUGCUACCUAGGUGGAAAUUUUGCUUUUUCUCUUUUGGCAAUAGAGUGUGGUUUCAUGCAGAUGCAAAAAGAAAUCUCUGUUCCCGCGCGACAAAAAAAAGAAAAGAAAUGAUAACCAAAAAGAGAUUCUGUGUAAGUCAAGAUAGUUUGCAACUCCUUAACACACAUAGGAAAGCCAUUGACGUAAAUCUUCUACUGUACAUGUCAUCUACUGUCUAUUGCCUGUUUUCAACUACUAUGACUUAUUUUCCAAAUGCUUUAAGUGUUAAAAAAAAACAAAAUCCAAAAAGAAAAAAACAGCAAUAUGUAAAUAGCUGUGUUUGUUAAUUUAAAAUAAAUAAAAAUAAAAUACAUUUCCAACUUG